Symbiodinium pilosum is the source of this 509-nucleotide messenger RNA. NCBI's taxonomy places the organism in Eukaryota, Dinophyceae, Suessiales, Symbiodiniaceae. The record is from the annotation of a GenBank genome assembly.
GUGGCGUGGUUGUGGCGGAGCGCAGCGGCCGCGCGAUUGCGCGCAUCUCCCCAGGAGCAACCUUUGGAGAGCUGGCGAUGUUGGGUCAGUCACCUGAGCGUGCGGUGACAAUCCGAGCAGUGACCUUGUGCUUUCUGAUGAGCAUCCAAUCCUCCGUGUUUCACCAGGCUCUUGAGCAGUUUCCGGAGGAGAAGGACCGCUUCAGUGAUGAUAGCCUCCAAAAUCAGAGGGAGGGACCCAGAGUCGUGUGGCCCUGCCUCAGAGGAGAAUCCUCUCGGCUGCUGUACCUGCUGGACCUUUAUGCCGAGAAGUUCUCCUGUGACACCGGUGACCGGCGUCUUGGCCAAGCUCCUUUGAAUGAGGCCGCCAUCCUGGUGUUGGAUGGGGAAGUCUCAGUGCUGACACGAGAAGGCGAGGAGCUGCAGGUGCUUACCGCUGGCUGCUGCUGGAAUGAGCGUAUCUUGGCUGGAGCCAGAGCCAAGCAGACUGAGCGUCUGGUUCCCAUCACG